This is a messenger RNA of Mus caroli (Ryukyu mouse), 1827 nucleotides long. It is a transcript of the gene Tmem278, whose product is annotated as transmembrane protein 278. Gene Ontology annotation, cellular component: plasma membrane. Lineage: Eukaryota; Metazoa; Chordata; Mammalia; Rodentia; Muridae. The record is from RefSeq and is a predicted model, not a curated record. Gene Ontology annotation, biological process: negative regulation of canonical Wnt signaling pathway. Gene Ontology annotation, molecular function: PDZ domain binding.
UAAGACCUGAGCAGAGCACAUAGGCACUGCCUGCCUUUGCCUGGUAGAGGCCCAACAAGGUAGCAGGGGAAACUGUGGCAGAGGUGUAGCCCUGGAGACUGAUAUUCAGUGCUAGACUAAACUGGAUGAGAGUCUACUCUCUGAUGGCAAGGAUCUAGAUGUGAACUGAAUCUGGGGAGGGUAAAAGGCUCUCUAGUCUGGGCCUAGGGUGGUCGGGGGAGGGGGGGUUAGUCCUGCUGCCUACCACUGUGAUCUUGGGGGAAACAUCCUUCAAGCCCCGCGGCACGACAUGAGUGAGCAAGAAAGGGAGACAGAAGAGGAUGAAGGUGUUGCCUCAGACACAGCACCCAUGUUACCCCGAAGAAGGCCUACUGAUUACCACAUCUCAGUCCUGGCACCUAUCCUGGCCACCCAAGGCCUCAGGACCCUGGUGCUGUCUGGCCGGGCUCUAGUUGGGUUCCUGCUUCAUCUGCUGCUACCUGGAACAGUCUUCCUGCUGGUGUUGCUGCCAGCAGCUGCCGUUGUCUACCUGGGAUUCCUGUGUCACUCAAGGGUUCAUCCAGCUCCGGGUCCACGGUGCCGAGCGCUGCUCUCGGACCGCGGCUCCGCGGCGCUCAUUGUGUUCGGAUUCCUCUCCCUGCCGCCACUUCUGGUGCUAGCCUCCGCCGCCCGCUCCCUCCUGGUCCGGCGACUACGCCCUGUACUGCCUAAUCACGCGAGGACCCCCGAUCCGUGCCGCCCGCCCAGGAGCAGCGAAAAUCUGGCGGACGGUCACCCGGACGAGGAAAAACAACUUUGUGCUUGGGUCUGACGCCUCAAGGUCUCUCCGUGUCAAGAACCUCCCAGUUCCCUCGACCCCCAUAAAGUGGAUGACUCGGAUGGCUGCUUUGGGGCUCUGAGAGCAGUGCUCGAAGUCGCCAGGAGAUGGCAACCGGGUCCCUCAGAAGAGGGAGAAAGGGUGUCCCUUCAAGAAAAGCAGAAAAGCAUAUGUCCUCCACCCAAUUCUGUGGUCAGCAGCCGACUUUACAGCCAUCUCUGAAUCCCCCAAACCAUGCAUAAUUCUAGAAGCUCCGGUGUAGCCAGUAGCAACCAGACUUCAUGGCUCAACUUGUGGGAUCAGCUGAGUCCUCCAAGGUCAGCCAUGACCUUGUACAGGACAAAAGAUCAGUUGGGUCCAUGGUCAAACUAUUGCCCGGAUCAGGUUUGAGAUAGGAUCUGGGAUCAGUGAUUCAGUGUAGUGCAGGAUCAGCGUGUUGUUGUUAAUAUGUAAUUUAUUUUUAUUUUUUUUGUGUAUUGAUGUUUUGCCUGCAUGUGUAUCUAUUAUGUAGGGGUGUCACAAGCCCUGGAACUGGAGUUACAGACAGGUGUGAGCUGCAAUGUGGGUUCUAGGACUGCAACCUGGGUCCUCUGGAAGAGCAGCCAGUUGUCUUCUAAAGGACCCUGAGCCAUCUCUACAGCUCCUAGUACUCAGCUUGCAUUCGCAGUCAGGUAUCAGUGCAUAUCUAGAACUGGAGCUCAUUCUCUGACCAGGGGUCUUUCUUUUGAGACAAGUGGCAGACUAAGAGCUCAUUUUACAAUGUGGAUAAUGUUAAGAUUUAUCUUUGUAUUUGGCAUGCUACAGUUUUACUAACAUGUUCCUACUUACGCAUAAAUUAUCAUUCUCCUUUCUCUCCCUGUCUCCUAUCUUCUCCUCUUCCUGGGACUUGUACAUACUAGAACUAGAAUAUCUUGUUUCUUUUUAUAUUUUAUAGAAUAUCUUAUUUAUUUUUAUUUUUAGUAGUCCUGGGAUGGACUUAUAAAUGUUAGGCAAGCACUGAGCUAUAGCCU